AUGGAACAGGAGUUGAAUCAGUACAUCGAAUACCUCGUUGGAAUAGUACCAGAACCAAUUUAUGUUUAUGAUGACUAUGAUCUAGAAGAAGGUGAUGUUGGUAACUUUGAAUGGAAUCCGGAUCCUAGUGAUGAUAAUUCCGAGGAGCAAAACAUCAUUCCGGAAGACAAUGGAAACAACAGGGAAGGAAGACCUGUUGACAAUCGCUUCGAUGGUAUGGAGAACAAUGAGAUUACACUUAGACAUCCCGUUACGGGCAAAAAAUGGAGCUAUGACGACAACCGCCCUGGAUGGACUUAUCAAGUAAAAGGUGACAUUACGACCGAAGAAGGCUAUCAGAAGGUCUUGCAGGAGUUGAGUGAAUACCUCGGAAACCUCACUGGAAUACAACCGGGGCCAAAUUAUAUUUAUGAUAAUGCUAUAGAUUUAGAAGAAGGUGAAAUUGAUGACUUUGAAUGGUACCCGUAUCAUAGUGAUGAUAGUGAUUAUUGGGAUAGCGAUUGGGAGAAUGAUUUACAUGAUGAGUUAAAAUAA
Molecule: messenger RNA, 534 nt
Organism: Cylicocyclus nassatus
Lineage: Eukaryota; Metazoa; Nematoda; Chromadorea; Rhabditida; Strongylidae
Source: the annotation of a GenBank genome assembly